Glycine soja is the source of this 1406-nucleotide messenger RNA. RefSeq lists its product as uncharacterized. Lineage: Eukaryota; Viridiplantae; Streptophyta; Magnoliopsida; Fabales; Fabaceae. Gene Ontology annotation, biological process: protein transport. The coding region runs from base 1 to 1329 and encodes 442 amino acids. The transcript has 6 exons. The record is from RefSeq and is a predicted model, not a curated record.
AUGGCGAACAACCCCAAGAACCACUCUGUCACUGAUGGCGAACAACUAAACUACACUCAUCACAAAUCGCGGUUGAAGUUAAUAAAGAUGAGGCUGGAGACGAUAUGCAAGAAAAGGAGCGCGGUGCAGAAAUUUCUGAAGAAAGACAUUGCCGACCUUCUUAGGAGUGCCCUUGAUUACAAUGCAUAUGGAAGGGCUGAAGGAGUUCUGGUCGAGCAAAAUCUGACGUUUUGCUAUGAAAUCAUUGGAAAAUUUACUACUUGCAUAUUGGGUCACGUUGGAGACCUUUGUAAGCAGAGGGAUUGCCCCGCUGAAUGCAAAGAAGCUAUACAGUCAUUGAUAUAUGCUGCAGCAAGAUUUUCUGAUCUGCCGGAACUACGCGAGCUCAGAAGCUUGUUCACCGGGAAAUUUGGGAAUUCUCUUGAACUUUACAUAAGUAAAGAGUUUGUUGAAAAGUUGAGGCAGUAUCCUCCUUCGAAAGAGAUGAAGAUCCAGCUGUUGCAUGAUGUAGCGCAAGAGUUCUCUAUAGAAUGGAAUAGCAAGGCUUUGGAGCAGAGACUUCACUCACCGCCUCAGUUACAUUUAGUAAGUUUUACUUAUACACUAUCAAGUUUAAGAAUGCUUUUGGCUUACCUCAGCUUUUACAGCUAUGUUCACAAAAGUGAUUACUUAUUCCAAGCAUCCUUCUUGUUGAAGGGGAAGGCUAAACCUGAUCUACUAAAUGAUCAUGAGGAUCACAAGAACAAUGAUGUCUCCCUAUUUGAAGGAAAGAAGGAUACCAGUGAUGCCUAUUGGAGGUCGCCACGAAGCAGCACUGAAGAUGACAAUUCAUCGCUGGACGGCCAUAAUAAGGCUUGUUCAAGUUCAUUAGGAAGCGUAUCAGAGGAUGAAACAGAAAUUAAGAGGCCAUUUUCCUACAACCUUGUUCCACCUCCUUAUGUGAAACAAAAAUUGAAGAAAGGUGAAAGUAAUAUGAACAAACCAACAAAAUCAGAAGAAGCUCUCAAGCUACCACACGAGGAUAACAAUACUUUUUCAGAUUCUAAAACGUGUGGCACUGCAAAGCUAGAAGACUCAAGUGGAAAGGAGUCAGAGAAAGCAAAGAAACAACCCCAACAGACUAAACCUGCAGAAGAAGAAAAAGAAAGAACAGUGGAUGGGCUCUUAAUGCAUUACACUAGGAAACAAUCUCAUCAUCCUUGUUUUCAACAUGACAAGGGACCAGAAAUGGUGAGGAGGACAGCGAGACAUGUGCAUCCUAGUCUGCCAGAUUAUGAUGAUUUGUUGGCUCGUCUUGCAGCUCUCAAGAAGACAACCCAACCAGCCUAGACUAACCAGCAUCACAUCUUUUAUUUCCUGAUUUAUUGUUAAUCCAACCUCUCACCGGCCACUGACAAAUAGUUCUU